GAAUUAUAAGUUGGUAACUGCGCAUUUCAUAAAGCAAUGAACGCGGAAAUGGAGUGGGGCCAAGCCAAGGAGGGGAGAACGAGAGGCCUUUGACGGGGUUGUGAUUGGGAUGGUGUGUGUGUAUACUCAGAAUCACAGAGGAAUGGCAUUAGCAUUGGCAUGGCCUUCAAUUUCAUUCCCUCCCCUCUCUCUUUGUCUUUUAAAAAAUCUUCACUCGCUUUCAUCAUCACCCUUGUCCUCAUCUUUCUCUUCUUCUUCUCGUCCUUGUUCUUAAAUUUACCCUCUUCUCCUACUCCCUCCUCUACACGUAGGUCACUUGUCACAACCACCACAUCUUCCUCUUCCUCUUGCUCUUCCCAAUCCAAUGGACUCCUCAACUACCACUGUCUCUUCUUCGGCCACAACAACUCCUUCAUCUCAAUCCCUUCUCUCUCUCUCUUCCUACUCCUCCAUUUCUACAUCCUCAUCAAAACUGCACAACACCACUUCUCUAUCGUCACCACUAAGCUCGCCUUUCACCUCAAUCUCUCACCAAGCAUGGCCGCCGUCACUCUCUUAGCCCUCGGCAACGGUGCUCCCGACGUUUUCUCAUCCCUCGCCGCUCUCCAAUCCGGUCAAUACCGAACCGGGUUCGGUGCCAUACUCUCCGCCGGAACCUUUGUCUCCGCUCUCGUCGUUGGCUUCGUCGCAAUCUACGCCGCUCCUUUCUCGGUCGAUCCCGCGCCCUUUGUCAGGGAUGUGUUGUUCUACUUGACUGCCGCCUUCUUCCUCUUCUACGUCUAUCUCAGUGCUGAGAUUUUCCUCUGGCAAGCCGUUGGAUUCGUUGGGUUUUAUAUCUUCUUCGUCGGGUUUGUUUUUUACAUGGAUUUAGGGUUGCCAGAUCGCAGGUAUAAGAGUUCUUCGGAUCUUGAGGGACAAAAGGAAUCGCUCGCUGUCGCUUGCGAAAUCAACAAAGUUUCGGAAGAGAAACGCAUUUCUGGAUUCCGCGGAGCUAUUCAAUUGAUUUCCAAAGCAUGGGAGCUUCCUGUCUCAACUCUCUUAAGAUUGACAAUCCCUCAACCAGCACCAUCGCAAUGGAGCAGAUUUUAUGCAUCCGCCAAUAUCGCUCUUUGUCCGCUAGCCCUCUUGUAUGCCUGCAACUCAUUCAUGCCAUUUAAUUAUCCCAUAGUUUUCCUCCUCCCCAACACUCAUUUCCCCCUCUGGUCAGUGGUGCUCAUGGCAAGCUUUUCUCUUGCAUUUCUUCAUCUUGCAAUGGAAAAAGAACCCCCAAAAACAGAGCAAAUGCCUGUGGUGCUCAUGGCAUUUGUUAUGAGCGUGUUUUGGAUAUCUACUACUGCUGGAGAGCUGGUGAAUUGCCUUGAAGCUCUAGGUACGCUCCUCAAACUGCCGCCAGCACUUCUAGGUCUUACGGUGCUGGCAUGGGGAAAUUCAGUGGGGGAUCUUGUUGCUGAUGUUGCAGUUGCUAAAGCCGGUCAUCCAGCAAUGGCAAUGGCUGGAUGCUUUGCUGGACCAAUGUUUAACAUGCUUGUCGGUCUUGGAACUGCUUUGGUGACACAGACGGCCAAUAUUUAUCCUAGAGCCUAUGAGCUUAAUUUCCACGUUGGUAUCGUCAUCGCAUUUGUGUUCCUGCUUUUAAGCCUUAUGGGGUCUCUCUUGGUGAUCACUUGGUGCAGAUUUCGAGUGCCUAGGUUCUGGGGAUUCUGCCUGGUAGGCCUCUAUAUUGUUUUUAUGGCUGUGAGUUUGGUAAUAGCCAUGUUUUCAGGGUGAUUGUUCUUGGGUAGAUUUAUGAUUUAUAUUCAUAACCAAACCAAAGCAACAUAGAUGGGCAUUGUGGAAAGAAGAAUUACACUAGCAUAGUAAAUUGAUGAUAUAGCGGUUAAAUCAUUUUAGUGUUUCCUUUCGGUUUUUCCAUUAGGUUUUGGUAGAUGGAAAAUUUUAGUUGGAUCCAGAUCACAUGAAUUGUUAUAUUAAAUUUACAAUCGAAAGCAGUCCGGAAUCGUCCCGUUGCUUACCCAUUAUCGGCUUUGUAGGCUGAUUUUUUGUUUACAAAUCUUAUUUCUUUUGGAUUGCCUUGAUUAAUUACAAAGGGCAUUACUUCGGUAGCCUUGAUUAAUUUUUAUUUUCAUUUUUCAUUACUUUGUAGUCAUCAAUUUUUUUGAUUGUUAGUUAUACUUAAAAAUUAGAAGACUCAUGUAUUCUUGUUAUGAAAUCAGUAAUCAAUAAACGUGUAACGGGUUGUCCCAAGGCAUAUUUUUUCUUUUAAUCCUGAACUCGCAGAUGACUUGGAACAUCUCUGGUUGAUAAAAGUUGAACAAAUGUUAAGGUCCUAUGCAAGUGACAAUAACCUUGGCCCAGUUCUUCACGCCUGUUUCGGUAUGGCAAUCUGCUUCAUAAUCGUAGCGUAUCCUUUCUCAUGAAGAAGAACAAGGUCGCAGGCGAGCAAAACAUAGUUGGGCUAACAGUGUCAACAUUUCGUAUUCGGGUUCUUCUACAAGAGCUGAGCUUUGGGGCUUCAUUGUUGGCAUAGAACUUGCGUGGGAUGCGGGGCAUUAGACAACUAUGGGUUGAAGGAGAUUCCCAAGUGGCAAUUGCCCUCAUUAACAAAGGGUGUGAUCUGCAACAUCCUUUGGCCUCUAUUGUUACUAGAGUUCGGGAGCUUACCCUGCUAAGGAGGGAUAUGACGGGUGUGGCUAGCCCUAGAAUGUGUACUGUUUUGUAGUCUUUUUAAUUCCAGUAGUUUUCUAAAAAAAUAAAAUAAUAAUCUUAUUCGGAAUUAGGAGUUUAAUGAGGAGUGUUUUUUUUUUUUAUGUUUGGUUGAAGAGAAAAGAGAGAAAAAAUAAUAAAAAAAUAUCAUUUUCUUUUGUUUAUUUGU
Molecule: messenger RNA, 2872 nt
Organism: Gastrolobium bilobum
Lineage: Eukaryota; Viridiplantae; Streptophyta; Magnoliopsida; Fabales; Fabaceae
Product: cation/calcium exchanger 5
Exons: 2
Coding region: 160-1767 (535 amino acids)
Biological process (GO): transmembrane transport; monoatomic cation transport
Cellular component (GO): membrane
Molecular function (GO): monoatomic cation transmembrane transporter activity
Source: RefSeq, a predicted model, not a curated record